AUGGGAAGAUUGCUGCAAUUAAAAAGUAUGAUAUGCAGCUUAUCAGAAUAGAUGACAAAAUAAAUCUCAGAGCUUUAAGAAUUACAAAGAAUUACAAUUGGUAUCAAAAAGUUUUCACAGCCAUUCACAUUUAAUUAAAUAAAUAAGAACAACUAUUAGUUCCAUUUAUCCUAUAAGUCAUCUCAAAAACAUUUGUUUCCAAAAUCUAUUACAUACCUUAGAGCUGA
Molecule: messenger RNA, 227 nt
Organism: Paramecium sonneborni
Lineage: Eukaryota; Ciliophora; Oligohymenophorea; Peniculida; Parameciidae
Source: the annotation of a GenBank genome assembly